Molecule: messenger RNA, 1779 nt
Organism: Cricetulus griseus (Chinese hamster)
Lineage: Eukaryota; Metazoa; Chordata; Mammalia; Rodentia; Cricetidae
Source: RefSeq, a predicted model, not a curated record
UGCGGCCCUUGGCGCGACUCUAGGUUCUCCUUCGGCUCUGGUGGUUGCUCAGUAGCUGCUCGGCGUGGAGGGAGACGGUCCCCGUCUGAGUUAUGGAUUUUGAAAAUCUUUUCUCAAAACCCCCCAAUCCGGCCCUCGGUAAAAAACGUGUCGCCGACUCUGAGAAAAGCUCAGAGGCGGCUUUGCCCGGACUCCUGGUUCUUGAGAGUUUGAAGGAUACAGAAACACUGCCCUGCCAGUGAUCCCGAACCAAAAAUCCCAGAAUAAAGCAGCAAGCACCAUUUCGGCUUAGUAUUUCCGUUAAAUUGGAAAAGCAUGUUGUUAAUGUCGUACCUAGCGCAGAGUGCAGACUUUCUGUACAGAAUUGAUGAUGAAGUACAUGGUGCUGAAGUUGAAGAAACACAGACAGAGAAAGUAAAAUGGAAAGCAAAGCGGAACUGUGAGCCAAAUCCCAAGAAAGUAAGGUUCAGCUGGACAGACAGCUUUGGAUGGAUUUUAAGCACCUUGGAAACUCUACAGCAUCACCAAAGAGUUUGCCACGUAUAAAAUCGAGAAGUAAGGACUAUGACCCGUACAGUGAUGGUGAGACCUGCAGUCAGGAAUCAGAAGAUAAUUUUGACAAAGAGCUUCAGCAAUACAUACAAGCCAAAGAAAUGGCAAAUGCUGCUCAACCAUCACUACUUCCUGAAGAAUCUGUGAAAAAAAAGGGAGCAGAAGACACCCAGCAGACUGCCAAACAGAAAAAUAAAAAAUCUAAAGCUGGUCACAAGAAAGUUAAACAGAAGAAGAUGAAGCGAAAGUGGCCUGGCACUGGGGACAAAGGGCCGAAUGUUUCCCUCAAGAACAGUGUAUCCCAGAAAAAGAUGGAUGAACCUGAAGAGAAGCAGCCUCGUGUAAGGAUGAGUCAAGGCUUCAUCAAUCAGCACACGGUGGAACGUAAGGGGAAGCAAGUGUGCAAAUACUUUCUUGAAAGGAAAUGUAUUAAGGGAGACCAGUGUAAGUUUGAUCAUGAUGCAGAGAUAGAGAAGAAAAAGGAAAUGUGUAAGUAUUAUGUACAAGGGUACUGCACCAAAGGAGAGAACUGCCUGUAUUUGCAUAAUGAAUACCCUUGCAAGUUUUAUCACACAGGAACAAAAUGUUAUCAGGGUGAUCACUGUAAUUUUUCUCAUGCUCCGCUGACUGCAGAAACACAAGAACUGUUGGCUAGAGUUUUGGAUACUGAAAAGAAGUCAUGUAAAUAGACUAAAAAGCUUGUAUAGAGGACAAAUCUAUUCCUGGUCAAGACUUUUGAAGACUGGCUAGCGACUUGGAAUAGUUCGGAGGUUCCUCAGUUAAUGCACCUUCCUGUGUGGUUGUGAUCACGUGCAGCUCCCAGACCUAGCACUCAAGUGAAGUGUGGCUCUGCACUGGGAAGCUCCAGCUCCUGGGACACGAGGAGCACAAGCAUGCUGGCUGGUGGUGGAUGCUGUGCUGUGCUAGGUUGCAGAAGUCUCUUCCAGUCGAGAUUUCCAUACAGUUUGUACAAGCACAACAGAGGCAGAGAGGGGUUAAAUGAGGGUGGGAGAAGUAUGGGAAGGAUGACGAGAGAGAAUUGCCGGGGGACAGUUACAUCUCUACGUGUCAUUAAAUACUUUGCACAACAUUUUGAACAAUAAUUCAAAGUUCCAUUUUAUGGUUUAGCAUAGAAUACGGUUUUGUGAUCUUUUUAAAAACAAUUUUCUCCUGGAUAUCUGUUUUUUAUUAUCCCUGUUAUAAAUAAAGUGCAAUAAUAUCUCUUGC